Papaver somniferum (opium poppy) is the source of this 1582-nucleotide messenger RNA. Its product is annotated as dr1-associated corepressor-like. Gene Ontology annotation, cellular component: nucleus. The transcript has 7 exons. Gene Ontology annotation, biological process: regulation of DNA-templated transcription. Gene Ontology annotation, molecular function: protein heterodimerization activity. Lineage: Eukaryota; Viridiplantae; Streptophyta; Magnoliopsida; Ranunculales; Papaveraceae. The coding region runs from base 357 to 1205 and encodes 282 amino acids. The record is from RefSeq and is a predicted model, not a curated record.
UUUAUAAUUUCCUAGAGAAAUAAAGAGAAAGUGAGGUUUCUACAGUUAUUCUGUUCACUACCAAACUCUUCAAUCAAGACGAUAAAAUAGUCGGAGUCUUUUCUGCACUUGAACUUGUUUCGAUCUGAACUGGUUUUGUUCAGUUUUCAGAAAGAGUAGUUUUUUGGAGCUAUAUAACUAUUUUACUUUUGUUUUAUGUGACGACACAAUGAGGAAGAAGCUUGAUACUCGUUUCCCAGCAAUCGGCAAUGGAAGUUUUUUUUUUCCUUCCAAUGGGUCGUGUACAUUUUUGAGCUGAGGUUAUGGAAUGAUAAAAACAUGAGGUCCGUCCUUGAAAUUCUCGGAUCAAAAAGAUUAUGCAAGCUGAUGAGGAUGUAGGGAAGAUUGCAUUGGCUGUGCCCCUUUUAGUUUCUAAAGCAUUGGAACUAUUUCUGCAAGAUCUCUGUGACAGGACAUAUGACGUUACCCUUCGUAGAGGAGCAAAGACCAUGAGUUCUUUGCAUUUAAAGCAGUGUGUACAAAGCUUCAAUGUGUUCGAUUUCCUAAAAGAAAUUUUGAGCAAAGUUCCAGAUUUUGGGGGUUCAGAUGCUGGUGGGGAGGAUAGAGCUAACAAGAGAAGCAGGAAAACUGUAGUGGAUGAAGACAAUGAUAGUGAGGAGGAAGGAAAGAGGAACAGGAUAUCACAUGAGACUGGCCACAAUAGUAGUUCUGGAAGAGGACGGGGAAGGAGCCGAGGAAGAGGACGAGGGCGAGGAAGGCCUCUGGUGGAUAGAGAAAGCAUUCGACUGGAGAAGUGUGAAGGUGAUCCUGACAUGUCUCCUCAACACGACAAUCAGAACCCAGAAACCAUAAGUCCGGAUAAUGGGAUUGAACCCAGAGAAUCGGCAGAUAACAUGACAACAUUUGGUAAUACUUCUGAUACGGAGAUUCGGAACUUCGAUCUGAAUGUUGUCUUGGAUGACAGUGGGACGAAUCAACUUGUUAGGUCAGAUUCUGGAACAACAGCUGCACCCUCUGCAACAGCAGCUUCAACAUCAGGCCCUGCUACAUCAGCAGAGCCGCCUCCUGAAAUAAAGCAGCAUGAAGAGUAUCCUGGUUGGUCCAUCUCUGACAUGGACAAGAUGUCCAUUGAUCCUCUUCAGCUUGCCCAACUGAAUAGCAAAAGAUUAGACGAAGAAGAAGAUUAUGAUGAAGAAGAAGAAUAGAAUAGCCGAGGAUGAAGAAGACCUUGCCAGUGGUAGGUCCUUCACCUCUCGGAGGUUAGUAAUGACACCUUGUUUUUGAUGUUAGAGUAGGUAGUGAUAUAUAUGUACUUGUUCUCUUCUUUCUUGUUUCUGACAAAUUAUUAGAGUAGUGAAGAGAGAAGCAAAGGGGUUGCUCGUAUUUGCUAGGAGAAAUGGCAUAUUAGAUACAUUUGUCUUUUGUCCCCUCUCUCAAUGAAUGUAUGAUAUGUCAAUGAUGCCCAUUCCACCAGUUAGUAACAACUAUCUGAGAAAUUCCUUUCCCCAUACUUUUAUACCUUCUGGGCUUCAGGCUGCAUUAUAUAUUCAGAUAUGAUGAAUGAGUCAAUUUUUAACCUUAA